Messenger RNA from Mus caroli (Ryukyu mouse), 2175 nucleotides. It is a transcript of the gene Arl14ep, whose product is annotated as ARF like GTPase 14 effector protein. Gene Ontology annotation, cellular component: intracellular membrane-bounded organelle. NCBI's taxonomy places the organism in Eukaryota, Metazoa, Chordata, Mammalia, Rodentia, Muridae. The record is from RefSeq and is a predicted model, not a curated record.
CUGAGACGGUAGGAGUAUUGCGUCAUUUGGUGCUGGGAAUUGAACCCAGGACUUUCUGUCUGAUACAGGGAGUUCAGGGCAGAGUAGUCUCAGUUUCCUGCUCCAGGCCACCUGCAUGCCGAAUUGUGAAUUUUCUUUCUCCUGUAUUGAGGAUCAUUUCCACCUUGCUUUCUCCUUCACUACCCUAUUAGAUUCUUUCCUUGGGUUCCAACUUUUGGGGUCCCUGUAAGAAACGGCUACCAACACCUCCACCUCUUUUUCUUUCUUCUUUCUCUCUUUGAUCCAGAUUGCCCACCGAGUUCGGUGUCUUAUAAUACAUAGCAGGGGCCAUGCAGCUGCCCUCAGGGUCAUGUAGCUGCAGUCAUGCAUUGCUGGCAGUCCCAGGCUGCACACGCUGGAGUCUCAAGGACUACAGUGUAUCCCCUGCUUGUUAACAGAUUUUGCAGGCCCUCAUAGUACUCGCACAGCAGGCCCCACAGUUCCAUGCACAAACUUUCCCUGUUUACCAGAAGUUAAACAAACAUCUGUUUACCACAACUGGGGCACCAGCCACAAAGCUAAAUAACGAUCCCACCAGUGUAACCACUGGUGAGCUAGGGAGUUUGUUUGGCUUAUGGUCUUAAACGUUGGGAUUAUUUACAGGAAUAUGGGUAAUGCCCUCAUGAAUGGCAGCCUCCUAGAGGUUACAUCCUCGAGUCCUUCCUGCAGUUAUCCUGCCACUUCACUUCCUGUGAAGUGAUUACAGUUCCUUUGCCAUUCUAAUCUCAAUGUAUCAGUUAGUUGCUAUAGUUACCAGGCCAGGAUGACUGUGAGAUGAUUCCCUAUGUCUGGAGGUAGAAGAUGGUUGUGGUAUGGCAACCUCAUAAAGGUUGACCUACCAAAGAGAUUUCUAGACAAAAUAAAAGAGGGGAAAAUUGAUAGAUUCAAGGACGAUGGAUCCGUGUUCCGUUGGAGUCCAGCUUCGUACCACACACGACUGCCAUAAAACCUUCUAUACUCGGCACACAGGUUUCAAGACAUUGAAAGAAUUGUCAUCAAAUGACAUGCUUUUACUUCAGCUUAGAACUGGAAUGACACUUUCUGGGAAUAAUACAAUUUGUCUCCAUCACGUAAAAAUUUAUAUUGACAGAUUUGAAGAGUUGCAGAAGUCGUGUUGUGACCCAUUUAACAUACACAAGAAGCUAGCCAAAAAGAACCUGCAUGUCAUUGACUUAGAUGAUGCCACUUUUCUGAGCGCCAAGUUUGGAAGACAGCUCGUACCUGGUUGGAAGCUUUGCCCCAAAUGUACCCAGAUCAUCAAUGGAAGUGUGGAUGUUGAUUCAGAUGACCGCCAGAGACGGAAACCCGAGUCAGAUGGAAGGACUGCUAAAGCUCUGAGGUCACUACAGUUUACCAACCCAGGGAAGCAAACUGAAUUUGCUCCAGAAGGUGGUAAGAGGGAGAAAAGAAAGCUCACCAAAACCGCAAGCGCUGCUUCCGACAGACAAAUUAUUCCAGCAAAGAGUAAGGUGUAUGACAGCCAGGGCCUGCUGAUUUUCAGUGGCAUGGACCUCUGCGACUGCCUGGACGAGGACUGCUUGGGAUGCUUCUACGCCUGCCCCACUUGUGGCUCUACCAAAUGUGGGGCUGAGUGCCGCUGCGACCGAAAGUGGCUGUAUGAGCAGAUAGAGAUUGAAGGAGGAGAGAUAAUCCAUAAUAAACAUGCUGGAAAAGCAUAUGGUCUGUUAUCUCCCUGUCACCCAUAUGAUAUUUUACAAAAAUGAUCACCCAAAUAUUGACCAGCAAAGACGAAAACGAGGAAAAGAAAUGAACAGUGAUAUUUCUGGAAGUGAAGUUUGGAUCAGUCGUGAAUGGAAUUGUAGACAUUGCCGCUGGCCAUGGGAGUGUUGGCUACCAUUGCUGUUCUGGAGACAGAUGUGCAUCAGAGGAACCUGAUGAUGGAAACUUAACCCACAUUGCCAAGAGAAGCAGCUGGGACGAGCAAGAAGACGGUCCUAGACAAAGUUAUGGUAAAAAACGUAACAUUAAAGACUGUGUAUUGUAAAUAGAUAACUUCACAACAUUGGAGUGGUCAGAAAGGUACCUACCUGUUAAAUGUUACUAACGAAACAAAUGCUCUUCAGACUACUUUUAGGCAAGACAAUAAAACUCCAAUUCUCAAUACAUAAACUUUAA